Erythranthe guttata (spotted monkey flower) is the source of this 2862-nucleotide messenger RNA. RefSeq names its product methylmalonate-semialdehyde dehydrogenase [acylating], mitochondrial. Lineage: Eukaryota; Viridiplantae; Streptophyta; Magnoliopsida; Lamiales; Phrymaceae. Gene Ontology annotation, cellular component: mitochondrion. The record is from RefSeq and is a predicted model, not a curated record. Gene Ontology annotation, molecular function: methylmalonate-semialdehyde dehydrogenase (acylating, NAD+) activity. Gene Ontology annotation, biological process: thymine catabolic process; L-valine catabolic process.
CCCGGUUUGAAGCCCGUAGACAAAAUGCCCAAGGGUGAAAAGCUCUCCGAAGUCAGAAUUAGGGUUUUUUCGCUAUCUCCAGUUCUCCAUCGUUGCUUCCACACUCCCUUUACAGAAUUUAAAUAAAAUAAAAAAAGAAAAAGAAAAAAGAAAUAAAGGAAUGAAAAAACAGAAAUAGCCGUUUGAGUUUCCGGCAACGGUUUCAUCGCCGUCAAACCCCAGUCACCGGUUUGCCCUUUAAUUUUCUUACAUGGAGUUGGACGAAACUCCGCAGAUGCUUCCACCUCCACCUGGCAGCUUCAUCGACCGCGAAGAACUCGUUCAACAUGUUGGUGAAUUUGCUGUCUCUCAGGGAUAUGUUGUCACCAUUAAACAGUCGAAGAAGGAAAGACUUGUAGUCCUAGGUUGUGAUAGAGGAGGUGUUUAUCGGGACAGGCGUAAGGCUAUUGAUGAGUCAUCUGGUGAACAUAUGCGCAAAAGGAAAUCUGGUUCUCGACUUACAAACUGUCCGUUUGAGCUAGUCGGUAAGAAAGAGGACGGUUUGUGGGUACUUACUGUUAAGAAUGGCUCACACAAUCACGAGCCAAUGAAGGACAUGUCUGAACAUCCUUCUGCACGUCGCUUCAACGAGAAAGAAGUGAUGCUGAUUAAAGAAAUGACAGAAGCGGGUUUAAAACCUCGCCAGAUACUUAAAAGACUCCGACAAACAAAUCCUGAACUUUUAUCUACACCAAAACAUGUUUAUAAUGUGAAAACCAAGCUCCGUCAAGGGAAUCUUACAGUGAGGAGAUUGAAAACUUUGAGACUUCCUUCAACUAAUGAUGGGAACUCAGAGCCGUUAACAUCUUCCGAGCCAUCAUGGAAGAAACGGUAUCCCCCGAGGGUCCCAAAUCUUAUUGGUGGUAGAUUUGUCGAUUCGCAUUCGUCGACAUAUAUCGACGUGUUAAACCCUGCUACACAACAAGUGGUUGCACAAGUUCCUUUAUCCACGGGUGAGGAACUUAAGGCUGCAGUAUUUGCCGCAAAAAGAGCAUUUGUGUCAUGGAGAAGUACUCCAAUUACAACUCGUCAACGCAUAAUGUUCAAGCUUCAAGAGCUUAUUCGGAGAGAUAUUGAUAAGCUUGCGAACGACAUAACAACAGAGCAGGGUAAGACAUUAAAGGAUGCAUUCAAUGAUGUCUCGCGUGGGAUUGAGCUUGUUGAACAUGCUUGUGGAAUGGCAAAUUUGCACAUGGGUGACUACAUUCCGAAUAUAUCAAAUGGACUUGAUACUCAUAGCAUCCGUGAGCCCCUUGGUGUUUGUGCUGGGAUAUGCUCUUUCAAUUUUCCAGCCAUGAUUCCAUUAAUGAUGUUUCCAAUUGCUGUUACAUGUGGGAAUACCUUUAUAUUAAAACCAUCCGAGAGAGCACCAGGGGCUUGCGUACAUCUCGCUGAAUUAGCAAUGGAGGCUGGUUUGCCCAAUGGUGUCCUAAAUAUCAUUCACGGCUCCAAUGACAUUAUUGACGCCAUCUGUGAUGAUGAAGACAUCAAAGCUGUGUCCUAUGUUGGCUCAGAUGCACCCGGGAUGUAUGUUCAUGCAAGGGCAUCUGUCAACAGUAAACGUGUUCAGACAAAUGUUGGUGCCAAAAGUCAUGCAGUUGUUAUGCCAGAUGUAAAUAUCGAUGCUACUAUAAAUGCUUUGGUUUCUGCUGGUCUUGGCUCUGCAGUACAGAGGUGUACAGCAAUCAGCACUGUUAUUUUUGUCGGAGGCUCAAAGUCUUGGGAAGAUAAGCUAGUGGAGCGCGCCAUGGCACUCAAAGUAGAUGCUGGAACUGAACCAGGUGUCGACCUCGGUCCAGUGAUAAGUAAGCAGGUUAAGGAACGGAUAUCGAGGGUGGUCCAAACAUUUGUUGAUAAUGGUGCUAGGUUACUUCUUGAUGGGAGAAGGAUUUUGGUUCCGAAGUAUGAGCUCGGAAACUUUGUUGGUCCCACGAUCUUAACUGAUGUCACUGAAGACAUGGACUGUUACAAGGAAGAAAUAUUGGGUCCAGUUCUUCUUUGCAUGCAGGCUGGAAGUUUAGACGAGGCAAUAAGCAUUGUUAACAGAAACAAACAUGGAAAUGGAGCUUCCAUUUUUACGUCUUCUUGUGCUACUGGAAGAAAAUUUCAGUUCGAGAUCGAGUCUGGACAGGUUGGUUUAAACGUGGCUAUUACUGCACCGUUGCCUUUGUUUUCAUUCACCGGCUCCAAAGCUGGAUUUACCGGAGAUAUCAAUUUUUACGCUAAAGCUGGACGUGAGUUUUACACCCAGAUCAAAACCGUAACCACGCAGUGGAAGGAUCUUACAACUAACGGAAUAUCCUCUUCGGUAAACACAGAAUAUACACCAUCUACUAACAGUGAGGAACUCCAUGCACUGCAAUCGAUGGACUUCCAAAGUAACGAUGUUUCACUGGGAUUGCAUUUAAGGGAUUUCUCUAACGGCGAAGAAGGGGUCUCACUUCCACUGCAUCACCAUAUUAACAGUCAACAAGGGGUGACAGUAUCACUUCCAUUGCACGCACGGGAUUUCACGAGUAGCGACGGUGAAUCUCUUGUAAAUCAAUCACAGGAUCUUCCGAGCAGUGACGGAAUUACAGCUUUGGAUGGCUCACAGUGGACUCUGUUCUAGAAUUUUUCUUUUAUUUAUUUUUCUUCUUUUUUCUGUGAAUUUGUGUUUAUUACGGGUAACGUAUUAGAGUUAAUUCGUCUGGUGCUCGAAGUAAAGAGUUGAAAGAAAUGAAAGGAGAAAUAAUCAACGUAGAGUUUAGACUUACAGAAUAUAUGUAUAUGAUGUUGUGUGUAUUGAAUUAGUUGUAAUUCAUAAAAUUUCCUUUGCUUGUU